Molecule: messenger RNA, 11184 nt
Organism: Drosophila bipectinata
Lineage: Eukaryota; Metazoa; Arthropoda; Insecta; Diptera; Drosophilidae
Source: RefSeq, a predicted model, not a curated record
CCUAUCGAUACUUGUAUAGCUCUUCGCCGCGUUUGCUGCCUCGCAGAAGGAAAAUAAAAAUUAACGCAGGAGCGCAAAAAGCGGAAAAUACAGUUUAACGGAACCAACGGGAUUGCAAAGUCCCGAAAUCCGCACAGCAAGCAACCAAAGAGGCACCACCAGGAAUUCUUUUUAGUCCGGAAUCCAAUCCCGCAGAGGAGCACCGUUUCCAAUAAGCAAGCAUACAUAAAUGGUUUCUACUUUCAUUGGCCUAUUGGACAUUCAAUCAUGGUGGGAGAUACCGUGUAUUUCGCAUUUCUGUUCAUUGUUUAGUUCCGCCUUUGAUCUGCCCGACAUCGAUAUCGAGGACCUCGAAUCGGCGCUGCUCUCCGAUGGUACCAGCGAUGAGGAUCAGGUUGCCCUAGUGCCCGAGUUAAUUGUGCGCCUGCUGAAGGGUUGCGAUGCGCUACAGUCGGUAGCCAAGGAAAUCACACACAGCAACUAUCAGAUGUUCUUGCGUCGCUUCUUGCGCCAACAGUGUCGCCUGCACCAGACCGAGAACCACUUCGACACGGACGUUGACUUCCAGUCGCUGCCCGUGCGCAAGCGCCUGCACAUCCUGCACGACCUGUGCCACUUCCGCCUGGACUCGGCCGAUGUGCAGGUCAUCCUCAGCAACUUAGAGGCGGACAGUCUGCGCGUGGAGCCGCUCGGCUACGACGCAAAGAACUCGGGCUACUGGUAUUUCUACGGCACGCGCCUCUAUCGCGAGGACAAGGCCAGCGGCGCAGCUGCAUCUGGUUCGGGCUCGUCGUCUGGAUCUGGGGCUGCGGGCGGAGCAGCAUCCGCUUCAGCGGGAGGAGCGGGUAGCAAGGGCACCGUCUGGCAGGUCAUCUGCUUUACCGAGGAGGACUGGCAGAACUUGGCGGCCAAGUUUAAGACCUCCACCAACGCCAAAGAGCGCGAACUAUUCCAGAUACUUGAUGAGAACUUUUUGCCCAAGCUGCCGCAGCUUUUCCGGGAGCGCGAGCGUUUGAGGCGCCGAAAACUAUUGCAAGUGCGCAACUCCAGUCGCAUCCGCAACCUCGUCGAGCUAAAGGCCCGCCAGGAGGAGGAGCGCCAGCGUCGCGAGCGCGAGAAUCUCUACCAGGAACGCCAGAACGCUCACUGGGUGGCCCUGCCGGCGCAGCAGCCACAGCCGCAGCAGUCGCAGCGCACACGCAGACGAUCGCAAUCGACUUCAACGGCUAGCGGUAUUUCCACAUACGCAAGCUCCCUGAGACGAACAACCACAACUAAUUCGAGCGAAUUUUUGUGCCACAGGGAAACAUUCUGCCUCACGCCAGAAAACGAAAACGACGACGAGGAAGCUGCCGACGACGAGCAGCCGCAAGAGCAACAGGAGCAGGAGCCGGAGCAGCAGGAGGAAUCACUAGCGGCUUCAGGAGCAGGCGCCAACGACUUUCGGUCGCCCCAAACGCCCGCGGAGUUGAAGAGCAAGAGCCAUCAUCACCACCACCAUCACCACCACCACAAGAAGAAAAAGUCGGGUAAGAAGCAGAAGAAGCGCCACCACCGGGAGAGGGAGAGAGAUCGCGAUCGAGAUCAUCAUCAUCACCAUCGCCGGCGACACAAGCAUGCCUCUGAGGCCGACGACCCGGAGGACGACAACAACAACCACAAUAGCAACAGCAACAGCAAUAGCAACACCAACACCAACAGCAGCGCCAGUAGUCGACGACGCUGUGGCCACCAGCAGCAGCCAGAGGCCCAGGAACCGCAAACCUCUCUAAGUCCCGAGGACAAGGAGAACUUCUGCAGGCAGCUCCAGCUGCUGGACACCAAUUCGGCUGCCAUUGCCGUUGCCACGAGCAUCGCUGACCUCAACUUGCCAUCGCCGUUGGCACAUGAGAGCGAAGUCGAGGAGCCCGAGGAGCAGCAGCAUCAGCAGGCGGGUCGGCCGGCAGCAGAACCUCCAGAGACCCCUGAGCCACCCGAAGUAGCUCCCCCCAUGGCGCCAGCGGCGAAUGUGAAGCUGCCGGGCCGGCAGACAAACAAUUCCCUCAGCUCGCUGACGGGCAACAUAUUCAUACCGGCGGGCAGCAGCCAACCGCAGCAGCAGCAGCCGUCCCAGCAGCAACAGGCGCAGGAGCAACAGGCCCAGAGCAGCAGCAGCAGCAGCAACAGUGCCGCCAGCACAGUGCGGUCCAAGAAGCAGAAGGCUGUCCUGAACAGCAGCAAGUCGGCGGACAAGGCGGAACGCAACCUUAGCAAAGCGGAGGCGGCGGGGAAGUCGAAGAAGUCCGCGGCUGGGUCCUCUGCUUCCUCGUCUUCCAGCAAGGCAGAGCGCCAGAGUGGAGCCUACUCGGACAAGAGCGGCGAUGACUUCACCGAAACGGAGGAGGUCCUGCAGAUCGGGAUGCACAAGGUGCUCGUUUACGUCAAGAACCACAGAGAUGCCUGGCCGUUCAUGGACCCCGUUGACGAGGACAUAGCACCUCGCUACUACUCCAUCAUCCGAAGACCCAUGGAUCUGCUGAAAAUGGAGGACAAACUGGACAGUGGGGAGUACCACAAGUUCAGCGAGUUUCGGAACGACUUUCGCUUGAUUGUCAACAACUGCAGAUUGUACAAUGGGCACAAUAAUGAGUACACGGAGAUGGUCAAUAAUCUGCAGGACGCCUUCGAGAAGGCCACAAAGAAGUACUUCGAUAAUCUGUCCGACGACGACGACGACGAUCCGAACCUCAGCUACCCCGCCGCCGACUCCAAGAUGAACGUCUUUCGGGAGAAGUACUUCAGCAAGAAAUCCAAAGAUGAGGCGGAAAAGGAUGCGGUGGGCCGGCCGGAGAGCAGCGCCGAGGAAGAUCAGAGCGACAUCGGGGAGGAAGCCGCCCAAAAGGUCCAGAAACGCAAGCGCAAGGAGAAGGACAAACGCCGCAAAAAGAAGACCAAGAGCAAGGCCGACCCCGACCCCGACACCGAUGACGAGGACAUGGAGGCGGACAGGGAACCGACUCCACCGCCUCCGCCUGUGCUCAGCAAGAAGAGCAAAGCGGGUAAAUUGGCGAAGGAUAAGGAGAAGGAUAAGGAAAGGGAGAAGGACAAGGAGAAGGAGAAAGACAAAGAUAAAGACAAGGACAAAGACAAGGAUAAAGAGAAGGAAAAGGAAAAAGAAAAGGACUCGUCUUCCUCCAAGCGAAGCCGCAAGCUUAAAAGUGAAAAGUCCUCCAGCAAGCCGGGAAAGCAACAGCAAAAGACCAAAAAGGGCGCCAAGAAGCCUGUCCACGAUACGGAUCCCGAAUCUGAUCUUGCAUCGGAUCCCAGCGACGAUUCCAGCGAUGACGAACAUCUUUCGCUGGCCAAAACCAAGUCUCUCCUGAAGCCCACUGCGCGGACGAUUGCGGCGCAAAAAAAGAAGUCUGUGCCGGCGGAGUCGAAAGUGAAAACGUCGCCGACAAAGCGGCCGGCGAAGGGAAAGUCCAAGGCUGCGCGCAAGGCAAAGGACGACUCGAUGGAGAGCGACCUGUCCGACGUUGAUGUGAAGAAGCAACUGCCGCCAACUGCGGCUGCGGCGUUGGCAGAGUCGGCCGCGGAGCUGGAGGACGACGAGGAAGAUGAGCGCGGUGCGGAUGGGGACGAGGAUGACUCGCGGUCGCGCAGCAUGUCGCCCUUCAAGGUUGAUCUCCACAAGAAAUACUCAAAAAGUGCCCUUAACGACGAUCUCUCCGAGCUGUUGACUACCGUGAAGAAGGUGCCCAGGCACAAGGAAGACGACGAAGAUGCGGACCGAGUCCGCGAGUCUGAUGGCGAUUUUAAAUCCCUUAGCAAUAGUAGGGCCAGCUCCCCAGAGCAUACUGCUCCCGUCUCCAAAAAGGGAAAGAAGGGAGAAAGUUCAAAGAAGGAAAAGGAAAAGGAUAAGAAGAGCCAGGAGAAGAAUAAAGACAAAGGCAAGGAGAAGGAGAAGGACAAGUCCCGGAAGAAGGGAAAGGAGGAGUCGGCUCUGUCGGCAGCAGCUGCGGCGGCCGCCGCCGAGCAAGCGGAACUGGAGAUGCUUCUGCCCUUCAUGGACAAGUACGACGUGAUCAAGUACCGACGAAGUCGAGCCUCCAACUCGCUAGCGCCCCCGGCAGAGGACACCAAGCCGGCCAGCACCAAAAACUCCAGGGAGACCAAAAAGACAUCCAACAAAAGGGAGAGAUCCCCGGAGCCUGCGGACAGUAAGCGUGGCAGGAAGAGCAAGGACCAAAAGCGAUCCAAGGAUCAGUCGGAAAAGGCAGAGAAGCCAGAGAAGGCCUCAAAGACAGAUUCCGAGAAGCAGAGCGAAAAAUCAAAAAAGAAGGAGAAGGCGGAAGAAAAGGCGGAGAAGCCAGUGAAGGAGAAGCCUCCAAGGGAGAAGUCACCUCCGCCUCCUACCGUUUCAGAGUCGAACAAAGAUCUGCCAGCUCCCACGCCGGCACCUUCCACCGCAGCGGGUAAGUCAAAGGACGCGCCUGGCAAAGCUGCACCCAAGAAGAGGCCCGACAAGCAAAUGCCUCCGCCCCCGAAGCCGGCGGACAAGCCCCUGGAGAAGGGCACUGGCAAGAAAGCGGCCAACAAGAAGGCCGCUCAAAAGGCGGGCCAGCCGCAGACGAACAACAACACCAACCUGGCGGCCCUCGACGUGGAGACGGAGCAAACCCUGAAGGACAUAAACCGCUGGCUGGAGCACACGCCGCGCUUCACGGAGUUCAGCUCGGCUAGUAACUCUCCCUCCCGCUACACUCUCCUGGACGACUUCGACUCUGGAAUUGGCAACAAGCUGGAUGCAGCGGACUUCCGAAGGCCCGUGCCCCUGGCAGCUCCAAAGGCAGAGCUGGUGCCAACCAAGCUGGCCGAGGCUCUGAACGAGUUGGUGAGCGAUCCCAAGGAGGCGGCCAUGAAGUCCGAAUCCGAGUCGGCGGCUCCUACGGCCAGCAGUGUUAGCAGCAGCUGCGGGACUCCGCCCCAUUCGAUGCACUCCGGAAACUCCAUUGGCAGUACGUCCGCCACGGCUGCGUCCAGCUCGAGUUGUUCCAUCAAUUCGAUGGCCACUCCGCUGCCGAUAGCGAAUACUCCGACGCCAACGCCACCGCCGCCACCUCUGAUGCCCGUUUCGAAGCCCAAGGAGCAUGGGACCACGCAGCUGCUGCUGAACCCGCCCCCUCCGCCGCACAUUAAGCAGCAGAUGGCCAAGGAGGCGAAGAGGAAGUCCCUCAAGGAAAAGCAGGCGGCCCAAGCGGCGCAGGCUCAGCAGGUGAAGGCCAAAGGCAACAUAAUGAGAACCAUCGAGAGGCUCCAGCCGGGCAAGGCGAAGGGGAAUCUCAUCCAGAACGUUGUGGCGGGGAAGGCCACCGAGGAGAGUAGCGACUCGCAUGUCGGCACCAACUCAGUCAAAGAACCAAAGAACGCCCUGAUCACGGAGACAAGCGAUGGCGCUCCCAAGCUCAGUCUGGGAACUGUGAUCAAGACCCAGGACUUUGCCUUGGGGAAGACGCUGGAGGAACUGGCGGGCAAAAAGUCCCAAGACGAAGAUGAGAGUCCCAGUGAGGAGGUGAAGCCUGAGGAGUCCUCGGCGCCAACAACUCCGAACAAAGAGCCCACAAAGCCAUUCGAAGCUCUGCUGGAACUGAGUAAAGCCAGCAAAUCCUCAGAAGCGCCCAAAACCGAGGCUGGUCAAAAGGAGAAGCCCAAUCUGAGCGCCUGGCUGAAGGCCUUCGGGGGCCCCAAGGUGAGCAAGAAGUCCGAGGAUGAGGAGAAGCAACAGUCGAGUCUGCAGGACACGCAGAGUGACGGUAAGGUUGCCCCUCCGGCCCAUUCGCCCGCUGGGGACAACUUCUCGCUGCCGACGGUCAUGCGCCAGAGGAAGCCGAGCACUGGAAGCACAAACUCGGAACGAAGUUCCUUCAGCCAGGAUCCGGACUCGCCGAGGAUCGCCAUCGACGAGCGAUACGGGUCCUACGCAGCGGGCUCGUAUACCUCCCCGAUUGGGGCCUCGCCCAUUGGAGCGUCUCCCAUUAUGGUUUCCCCAAAGCCAAACGAUGACAUGGGCAAGCCUGCCUCGCCCUACCCCUUGAACGGCGCCAUCAAGGUGGGCUUCUACCAGGACACCACGACCAAAAGCAGUCCGGACAAGAGCUGCAGUCCCAGGGAGAUGAACUCCCCAUAUCCGCAAUACUCGCAGCACAUCUACUCCUCUGCCUCGUCGCCCAACGUCUCCACUCCCGAUUUGAGUGGAACUUCCCCGUACGGAGGUGGCAACAGCUACAAUCCCUCCGGCUCCGAAGCGUCAAAGACACCCGCCUACUCCUCCACUUCGCCUCUGCCCAUCUACGACCAGUACAAGCAGCCGCGAUCCCAGGAGUCGGACUACAACUCCUCGAUGAGUCCGAGCACCCCGAAUCCGCACUCGCCGUACCAGCAGCCGCAGACCUCUCCGUACACCACCCCGCAGCAGUCCCAGUCGACGCAGCCUUCGCCCUUCCACAGCCAGUCGCCCUACCACCAGCAGCAGCACUCACCAUAUCACCCGCCCGCGGCCCAGCAGCAGCAGCAGUCCUCGCAGCAGUCGUCGCACAGUCCGGCAGCUCACCAACAGGCCCACAGCCCAAUGCCGAGCAGUGUGGACUCUCCGGCGUCCUCGGCCGCCACCCAACCUCCCACUCCGCUGGCCCAGUCCCCGGCGGAGCAGCAGCACUCGCCGUACCAGCAGCCGGUGCUAUCGCCAUACCAACAGCCUCAGCAGCAGCAGCAGCAAGUGCAGCCUCCAGUGGUAGCUCCCGUUCAACCUGCAUCUGGUUCUGUGCCAUCAACGGGUGAGUGUUCCCUUUCUAAAGUGGGUCCUGCUUUACGUUCAUCUCUCGAUCUAUCUGCAGCCCUAAGCAACAACGGAUACGCCCCCCCGCACGAGGGCUACCAGCAACACCAGCAGCAGCAGCAACAGCAGCAGCGUUCUCUGUACAAUCCAGCCACUCUCAUCAAUCCUUUGCCGAGCUCUGCGUCUUCAGCGGCCUCCAUUACCAAGCCGAACAACGACUGGAGUCUUACUCGGAGCCUGUUGCCUCCCAGCAUUACGAAUCCUGCCAAUCAGGUGCAGCAGCCACAACAGCAACCGGCAACUGGACAACAGCAGCAGCUGCAGGCGGGCCAACAGCAGCAGACGCACCUGCAGACGCCCUCACAACAGCAGCAGUUGCAGGCCACGCAGCAAUCUCAGCAGCAAUUGCAGACGCCCCAGCAGCAGCAGCAGCAGCAGCAACAGCCGAAGAUUCAGGCACAGCAGCAGCAGCAGCAACAAGUGUUGGGGCACCAACAGGCGCAGAAACCGAAAUACCCGACAUACCAGCAGUAUCAGUCGACCAAUGCAGCAGCCAAUGCGGCGGCAGCAGCAGAUGCAGUGGACACCCAGCAGCAACAACAACAGCAGCAGCAUCAGAAGAUUGUGCCGCCGAGCUAUGGCAGCGACAUGGCCACCUUUAUGCAGCAGAUUCAGCAGCCGCCUAAGACCGAGACGUUGAUCAACCCUCUGAAGAGACCUGGCGAGGAGAUGGGCAUGGAUUACAGUGGAAAUUCGGUUAACAAGUUGGCGAAACUAGACGAGCCUGCAACCCAGCAGCAGCAACAACAACAACAGCAGCAACAACAGCAGCAACUUCCGCAGCAACAGCAGCAGCAGAGCCAUAACCAGACCCAGUCCCUGAUAAACAAACAACAGCAAAUGUUCAACAGUUUCUUGGGCUCUAUGACCUUUGGCAAGCCCUUGGGCAACAUAGCUCCCGAUAAGGCGUUCGAGAUGUACAACAGAGCGGCGGCCAUGGGCUUCCCCAAGGACUUUGGCAAGGACAGCAGCUGCCAGUUGCAGCAACAACAGCAGCAGCCGCAACAACAAGCUCCUCAGGCCAGCAGCAACAAGCAACAGGCUAACCAGCAACAGGCACAGCUGAAUCAGCCGCAUCUCACCCAGUUACAAACGGCCCACAACCAGACAUACCAGCAGCAGCAACAGCAGCAACAAACGCAGGCGCAGAAGCUGGCACUGCAACAGCAGCAGCCGCCGCAGCAGCACAACUACCAACAGCAGCAGACGCAAAUGAACCAUAGCUACAACGCCACUCAGCAGCAGCAGCCGUCAGCGGGUGAGAAGCCAGCAGCUGCUCAGGCGGCUGGGGCUGCAGCGGCAGGCGAUGCCAACAGCAACAUGAUGCACCUGCCUUCCACCGCGCAUCAGCACCACCUCAGCCAGACUCACCACCUGGCUGCCUACAACAAGCCCACGCCGCCUCCGCCCCAGACCUACAGCAACCCUCUGAUGCACAGCCUCACGGAGUCAAUGCUGGGCUACGCCGGCAACUACUUCGACAAGUCUAUGCCGCCGGCGGCCCACAUGUACAGUGCCUCGAGCGCAGCGGCCACGGCAUACGGGAAUCCGGCACAGCAGCUGCCGGGUAACUACGUGCCCGGCAAUAACAAUCCCGCGCACCAGCAGCAGCAACAGCCGCAGCAGCAACAGCAGCAACCGCAAGUGGCCCCCGCCGAGGUCAAAGCUCCGGCUAAAAGGGGAAGGAAAAAGAAGGCAGCCACCAUCCAAGCCGAGGCAGCGGCUGCAGCCGCAAAACAGCAGCAGCAGCAGCAGCAACAACAGGCGCAGGUUCAGCAACAAGUGGCCACGGCCCAGCAGCAGCAACAGCAGGCACAGCAACAACAGCAGCAACAGGCCCAGCAACAGCAGCAGCACCAAACCAUGCCGCAGUACAACUCUGCCACACAUGCCCAGGCGCUGCACCAAGGAUUCCAACUGUAUGCGGGCCUGAAGUCCGGCGGAGUAUCCUCACCAGUGCCCAGCACAGGAGCCACCCCGGCGACAGGUUCGAGCAACGCCAACCAGACGGCGGCCGAUGCGGCCGCUAUUUCGCUGAAGACUUCCACGGGAAUGGUUCCGGGCAGUGCCUUUAAUUUCGCCCCCACACCCGGAGCACUGGGCUUGUAUGGAGAUCAGUCGGCAGCUGCGGCAGCCAGUAGUUAUCUGGACCAGUUUAGGGACGCACCCAAUCCUUACUAUAUGCCGCCGGCACCAGCCCAUAGCGGAGCAGCCACCAAUCCGGGUGGUAAUCCCAAGGACUCGAGUCAAAACCCACUGAAUACGGCAGCGGGAUCGUAUCCCUUCCUGGCGGCGGCACAUCCUUCCACGCGGGCAGCCGCGGCAGCAGCCGCCUAUCCAUUUGGGGACCCCAACUCGCAGUUGUACCAGCAGUACUUGCGGCGCGACGACUUCCACUCGCGGAUGAUCUUCAACCAGAGUCUGCUGGGCGGGCCGGCAGCGGCGGCGGCGGCAGCAGCCGGAUACGGACAACCGCCGCCGCCGCCGUCGGCCUAUCAGCGGGCCACGUUGGGCAUGCCCAAGCCGUACGACAUAAACCGGCAAUCAUGGUUUUAGCAGUACGCCAGUGCCGCCAACGUGGAUCUCCAAGGAGACGACCUGACGGGGGCGGCCACUGGAUCAGUUGGAACAUCGGGAACAGGAGCGUCUUCGGCGGCAGCCACACAGCGAUGAGAUUGAGAGUAGGGUCUCCGGGCUUAGAAAGGUUUCAAAGGGGGUAGUACACACCCGUGUUUUAUUUUCGUUUUUUAAAUAUUUGUUUGGCGGCCUUUUUUAUUUUUUAUUUAAUUUCAUUAAUUUAGUUAAAAUUUGGACAAAAACUUUGAUUUUGUACUUGAAAUUCCUAUUUAUUAUUUUAUGAACUCCAAAACCGCCUGGAUAACAAUCCAAAGUGAAAACACAAGGUGGAGAUGGAGAAGCCACCUUGGAGCGCGAUUUUUUGUACUGAUAUCUGAUAUAUUCAUUUGCGAGACUCGAAUUCCACUGCCUACCCCUGGUGCGUCGUCCCUGAUUUUCAUUAUCCGUAAUCCUAUGACCACUUCUUUUGUGCAAUUUUUCCCUUGACUGCAGUUGCGCCCUGGACUUUGGCCACGCCUGAUUAGAAAGUUUUGUUGGUCUUUAGUUGGUACAUAUGUUUCAUAGAAGUAUUUAGGUUGUAAGCCUUCUGUUAAUGACAAUUACUUUUAAUAGAUGUAGUCAAUUAGGCCUCUAAUUUAAUUUAAUUGAACUUAAUUUGUGUUAAAUGCUUAACAAAAGAACGAAACGGAAAGGAAAUGCAGAAAUUCAAAGAAUUGCUCUAAAGCUAACUCCCCAGACUAUAAUUAGACCUUAGUUUUUCCAGAAUUUAACUCGUAGCUGUAGAGCGUGUAAAUGAACUACGAUUAUUAAUUUUAUUAAUAUUGAUUAUGUACUAUGACUAAAUAGCUAUUAUCGAUUCGUGCUGCGGGCAAUUUGUUGAAAUAUUUAUUAAUCAAACCGAUCGAAGAGAUUCGCAACACAAACCUAAACUUAAACUUAAACUAUAAAUCGAAGAAAUCGAAGUUUAGUUGUAGAACGCCAAGCUGAUGUAUAAACUUUUGUUAAAUAUUCUAAGUACGUCUAUUUAAUCUAAAGCCUCCCUCUCCACCCCUCAAGUAAAAUAAACCAAUUCAACCGAGCUCACCUAUGUGCAACAUUCCGCCACAUCACCCACACCCCCUCCAAAACAAUAUACUAAUUGCUGUACAUAAAAACAGACUGUAAGAACUUCAGGCAGUUCUUACAAAUCUGAAAUUGUAGCUUUAAACGGUGUAUGAAUCGAUCGAGGAAAGCAAAACAAUUCAAAAUUAUCAAAUUAAUGAAAAAGUGUCUUAGUCGCCGUUAAAAAGAAGAAACGCAUAAAACCGAAAUCCCAUAAUAAUAAAUAAAUAAAUCCCUAUAUAUAUAUAUUUAGUGAAAACCAUAAACAAAAGAACCCGUAUUCGAUUAAGUUGUUAAAGCUUUCGUUUUGCAAACGUAAAUUACAAAUUUCUUUACGAUAACCUAGUUGAUAAAGAAAUCUGAUGAGAUGUGGAGAGUAAUUAGGAAGUGUGCGUGGAAAAAGCGGUACCUAGAGCAUAAAGAGCAGCAACAAACAUAUUUAAAGAACCACAAGCUAAAAUAUUAUAUUAAUAACUAAUAUGUAUACAUAAAUUAUAUAUAUAUAUUUAAAGAAACAUAUAUAUUAUAUGCAGUAAGUGCAGCGAGUGCACACAUUAUACAUAAAUGUGUAUGUAUAGGCUACGGCAGCAAAAACCAGAGUAAAUUACAAUAAAGAAUUCUAUUGCAUAUUG